Molecule: messenger RNA, 1657 nt
Organism: Vidua chalybeata
Lineage: Eukaryota; Metazoa; Chordata; Aves; Passeriformes; Viduidae
Gene: CCDC181
Product: coiled-coil domain containing 181
Exons: 6
Coding region: 130-1602 (490 amino acids)
Molecular function (GO): microtubule binding
Source: RefSeq, a predicted model, not a curated record
GCGGCCCCGCCGCUGCCACAGCAACCGCAACGCCCGGCGGCGGCAGCUCCUCGUCCCCGGCCGGGAGCGGCGGCGCCGGCGUGUCCCAGGGGAACAGGGAAUGCUGUAUUACUCUAACACAUCACCAAAAUGAGUGAAAAGGAAGCUCAAGGAGAUCUUGAUCAAAAGGAAGAUCAAGCAGAUGUGGGUGAUUCAACAGAAAAUGCAGAAUAUGAGGAUGAUUUUGAAAAAGACACGGAAUGCCUAACUGAUGAAGAAGAAAAACAAAACCUUGGUGAAAAAGAGAAUCCUGAAGAAAAGGAAGAGGAUGUUGAAGCAAAAAUUCUUAAAACUGCAGACAGCUUUCAGGAAGACAAUAAAGAAAUUAAAGAAAAUCUAGAUCAGCUUUCAGAGGCAGAUGUAAAUGUGAAAGUGAUAUACUCAAAUGAAAACUAUUUGCAAUCUGGGGCAGAUAUUGAACAGGAGGACCAUGAAUCUGAUGCUGAGAGAGAAAGCUCUGUCCAGGAAUCCAAGCUGGAAAAUGAGCAGGAACUGGAUGAGGGGGAAUAUGAGGAUGAAGAAAUAAAGCGUUACGUCUUGGAGAAGAUUGAAGAAGCCAACAAAGAGCUGGAAAAUCAGGCUCCUGUGGAUAAAAACAGAGAACGGAAAUUAAAAUUUGAGGAUGAGGUGGGUCUUCAAGCUCCUUCUUCAGAAGAUGCUGAAGUUGGUAAAACUGACCUUGCAAGAGGAGACGAUGUUUCAGAUGGGCUGUCUCAACUGAGUAUUUCUGAUGACAAGGGACAGAAAAGCACAUCACUUUCAGAAUGUGCUGGCUCAGAUGAGGAGAAGACAGAUGGUAAAAUUCUAGUUGAAAAAGAUGGAAAGUUUGAACUCUUAAGUAUACGUGAUAUUGAAAGCCAGGGCAUUUUGGCCCCGAUAAGUGUUUCUUUUACAGAUAUUGAAACUCAACAGACUACAGAACUCUUCAGUUCUUUGCCCAUUGCCUCUCAAGCAAAAGAAAUGUCUCCAUCUGACUCUAAGCAGCAGCCAGAUUCUGCUUUGAAUAGUGCAAAAGAUGUGGGAAAACAGAAGACUGAGUGUGCAAACAUACGCGUGAAAAGCUCCACUUACAGUCUUACUCCCAGACAAAAAGAAUUUAGAAGGCAGAUAGAACUAAGGAAAGAAAGACUGAAGAGAGAGGAAGAAGAAAAGAAAAGAGAACUAGAAGAAAUGAGGAGAAGACAGAAUGAAAUAGUUUUUAGAGCUUGGUUACAGAAGAAGAAAGAACAGGUACAACAAGAAAAGCGAAUUCGUCGUGCAAAGCAGCUGGAAGAGCUGAGCAUUAAAAAGGUGCACAGGGAUCCAGAAGAAGCCUACAGGUUAUGGCUUAAAAAAAAGCACCAACAAUAUGUGAGAGAAAGACGGAUAGAAGUCUUGAGACGCCAAACUGAGGAAGUGGCCUUUUUUACAAGUGCAGAGGAUUGUGACAGAGCUUUUAGAGACUGGCUGAGAAGGAAGAGAGAAGAGAAACAAGCAGCCGAGCUAGCUGAUAAAGAGAGAGCCAGGCAGCUUAGAUUAGAAGCCAGAAGAGCAAGAAAAAUGCAAAACAUCCACUGUAUUUAAUUCCAAGCCCAAAUCCUAUUGUUUUUCAGAUCAUUACAGUUGAAAAGUUCAUGUA